Molecule: messenger RNA, 849 nt
Organism: Rhagoletis pomonella (apple maggot)
Lineage: Eukaryota; Metazoa; Arthropoda; Insecta; Diptera; Tephritidae
Exons: 3
Coding region: 1-849 (282 amino acids)
Source: RefSeq, a predicted model, not a curated record
AUGUGCACUAAAUUUUGGCCCAUUUUUGCCUUCCUCCUGCUCGCAGCUGCUAUUUCGGCUACUAGCGCCGGCGAGUCGAGUAUUGAGCAAAAUAACUCCGCAACUGAAAAGCCUAUAGCAAAACGCAGUUUAACUGGAUAUGGCGGCGACUCAGGGCAGACGGUUGCCAUUAGCGCUAGUCCUUGGUUAGGCGGCAGCAGUGGAUCACAUUUCAGCGGCGGUUUCAACGCCUUAGCUGUCAGUGGCUGGAAUCCCUGGAAUAGCUUUACCUCUCGCCAUUCCUCGGCACCCUCACCCAGCGAGGUGGCUAACGCCAUUUCUUCUGCAAAGCAAGCAUCCGCCAAUGUUCUCAUUGCGCAGCAACAAAUGCAGGCGGCCAAAGAGAAUGUGCUGAAUCAACAACGCAUUGCUAUGGAAAAGGAAACUGCUGCCGCCAUACUCACCCAGAAGUCAGAGGCUGCCGCUGCAAUACAGCGCUCCGAAGCAGCGGCUGCCGCACAAGCGGUGUUGUUAGCGCAACAACGUUUGGCCGCCUCAAAGUCAGCCGUGGCACAUCAGCAACGUAUCGCCGCCGCACGUGAGGCGGAAGCAGCAGCGGCCUUGCAGCGUUCAGCACAUGCUGCUGCAGCUGAAAUACAAAAAACCGAAUAUGAAGCAUCCAAGUUGAGCCAAUACACACGCAAUGGGAAUGCCGGGGCAGCACAUCAUCUCACCUUGACCAAGGAUGUAGCAUUCAGUCCGAUUACGGCCGGCACCAAUCAUGUACCCAACGUGGAGACAGUCGGUCCGUGGGCGGGCAGUGGUGGCAAGGGUGCGGCUGGUGGCGGCGCGGCUGCUGGUUGGCUGUAA